AUGCUAGAUAAAUCUGUGAUCGUGUUCAUAGAUGAUAUUCUAGUCUAUUCGCGAAGCAAGGCUGAACAUGCGAGGCACUUGCGAGAAGUACUUGAAAUUCUCGGUAAGGAAAAACUUUAUGCAAAAUUCUCAAAGUGCGCCUUCUGGCUCAGAGAGGUGCAGUUUCUGGGUCAUGUGAUCAAUUCGGAAGGUGUUUUAGUAGAUACGCCAAAGAUUGAGGCAAUAAUGAAAUGGGUUUCCCCGAAAAAUCCAACUGAAAUAAGAAGUUUUCUAGGCCUCAUGGGGUACUAUAGAAGGUUCAUACAGGAUUUCUCGAAGAUAGCAUUACCCUUAACAAAACUGAAAAGGAAGAAAGAGAAGUUUGUGUGA
This is a messenger RNA of Helianthus annuus (common sunflower), 369 nucleotides long. RefSeq lists its product as uncharacterized. The record is from RefSeq and is a predicted model, not a curated record. The transcript has a single exon. NCBI's taxonomy places the organism in Eukaryota, Viridiplantae, Streptophyta, Magnoliopsida, Asterales, Asteraceae. The coding region runs from base 1 to 369 and encodes 122 amino acids.